Gongylonema pulchrum is the source of this 945-nucleotide messenger RNA. The record is from the annotation of a GenBank genome assembly. Lineage: Eukaryota; Metazoa; Nematoda; Chromadorea; Rhabditida; Gongylonematidae.
AGUCACUGGAAUGUGCCGGAUAAUCGUCAUUUUCAAUCGGAAAAUCCUAUCGGCUAUACGCACUUCGGGUAUCCGUCACAAGCAAGUCAUCCCGGACAAGCUAGUUCUGCUCCUCGUCAGGCUCUUCUUCAGACUGCUGCAACUCAGACUCAGGCAUCAUCACGUACAGCUGCGCAGUUAGUGCACAAUCCUGAAACAUAUCCGCUUUCAUUUCAGGAAUAUGUGGCCAGGCAUCUCCCGAGAACUCAUAUCCUGCAGGCUACUCAGGAUAGUUCAGAAAGUGAAGAAGACGGUGGUCAUCCAGAAAAUCCUAUUGCGCAACAACUUACUGAACAAGCCCAGCGAAUUCAUAGUUCAAAUCCUGUCUUUCCUGCACCAUCGAGUAGUUUAAUCAGGGAAAUGUUGCAAAGGUCACUGGAAGCUCAGUUAGUACUGCCAUAUCUGCACAGACAGUUGCCUGAUUCAGUACAUGCAGCACAGAGAAAACCCGAAGAAACAGACGAAGAAACUUCCGACAGUGAUGAUAAUCAACAAGUUCGCCUGGACCAUCUGCCUGGGACCUUCGAUUCCGCUCAGAAGAAACACAGUUACCCCAGAUACAGUUUCGCAGGUGUUGCCAUUAUUCCUGGAUACCAUGCCAGCACUGGUUAUGACGCUCGCCAUGAUAACAAGAAUUCUGGUGAUAGCAGGGACAAUAGGGAUGACACCAGAGCUUAUAAUGUUUCUUUAUCGAGAUCGAAUUCGCAGUACAGCGACCAGUGGAUUAAACAGCAAGCUACAGCGUUGUGCAGGACGCUAGCAACACAACUUAUGGGGAUACCAAUUCCAAGAGUAAAGUCAUUACGGCCUAACACGGAUAUGCAGGAAGUACAGUCAAGCCGCAGGAAUCCUUCGCAUCAAACUCCCGAUCCAUUAACUUUUGCAGCAAAACCCCCACAUGUGUGA